GGCAUCUUUCUACAACUUUGCAUUUUUUCCCAGCUCUUUGACAUUCAAAUUUGUGUUCUGUGUCCAUUAUCAUUUAAAAGUUGAUGCAAUAUAUGAUUGUGAACUGAUGUGAAUAGGGGGUGCUAGCCAUGUGUGGAAUGCAUGAUCCUGAGGCCAAGCCAGUACUGCUCUGUUCUUGCAAUGACAACACAGUUCGUGUUUAUGAUCUUCCAUCCUUUUCUGAGAGGGGCAAGAUCUUCUCGAAGGAGGCAAUACGUUGCAUUGAAAUUGGCCCUGGUGGUCUGUUUUUCACUGGUGAUGAGUCAGGGCAAGUAAGAGUGUGGAAGUGGGUGAUUGAAACAAGCACACCCCCAUAAGGAGAAACAAUAACUAUCAUUUACAAUAAUCCUUUUGUUUCUUUCUAAUGGUGGUUUGUUUUGCGAUGGCGAUGAAUGGUGUCCAGGGUCUGGGUUUGGUUACCCGAAACAACGAAACAACUGCAACAGCUUGAGAGAGAGCUAUUUUAAUUUUACAUAAUAUGCUACUAUUGUUAUUAUCUGUAUAAUUUUUCCCUUCAAUUUACAGGCUCAUGAAGAGUCAAAUUUUAUUUACUAGCAAUAGCAUUCAUUAGCUUGUAAGAUAUGUAGCUCCAUAUCCCUUAACCUAUUUCAGGUUGAGGACUGUAAGACUAUUUUGUUCUUGAAACUAGAAAUAAUGAAAUUCUUGCAAUUCU
Molecule: messenger RNA, 712 nt
Organism: Cuscuta campestris
Lineage: Eukaryota; Viridiplantae; Streptophyta; Magnoliopsida; Solanales; Convolvulaceae
Source: the annotation of a GenBank genome assembly